AUGGAGCAUAGCAAAAGCUCCACAUCCGCACCUUAUGGUCAUGCUUGUACUGGUUGCUCAAAGGCCAAGACUCGAUGCAUUCCACGUGCAGUAGGAAGCUGUGAAAGAUGUCAUCGCCUUCAGAAAGAAUGUACACCAUCUGUCGCUGUCCGGAAACGGCAGGCUCCCAAGGCGACGCCGUCUUCCUCCUCCUCCAAAAGAGCAAGGCUUGAAGACAGACUGGAAGAUCUAGUCGCGUUGCUCCAGUCACACAAUGCUCAAAAGGUCCAAGAGGCUGCUCCAGCAGAAGCAGCCUCCGAAACGGAUGGCCGACAUCCAUGGAUACCCAGAAACUGGAGCAAAGACGUGCCACGAAAGCCAGAAGCCGUACCGAGAGCGUAUGGUGAUACAACAUCUCAUCCCGUUGCCAGCACCAGCAAUCCAAACUGGCAAGAGAUGGCGGUGACGCCAGCAACCACGGUCAAUUCGGCAUGUGAUCCAUUGACACCUUCAUCUCGGAUGGCUGAGCUUUCUCCGACCAUGGCAGAGGCCAUGUUGCAUCAAUUUCGAACGGUUUUCAUGAAGAAUAACCCGUUUCUGUACAUUCCUCCUUCGGCCACGGCUCAGGAAGUACAGCAUGAACGUCCGUUUCUCUGGUUGGUAAUCAGGGCGCUGUGUACAAAAUCUUCGACAGAGCAACACGAACUUGGAAAACUAGCCCGGGAAGUUUUAUCAAAUCAAAUAAUGGUCGAGUGUGAGAGAAGCAUUGAUCUUCUCUUGGGUAUAUUGGCGUACAUGGGAUGGACUGUCCACUGGUUGGUCGGGAGGCCCUUCAUGUGUGCAUUUUGCGGCAUGGCUUCGGCAUUGGUGUCGGACCUCCGUCUUGACAGAAAAUCGCGAGAGGACGUGCUCUCGAAUCCGAAUCUGAGCUGUUUCAAGCAAUACCCCUUUCCCCGGCCUGGCCAAGCCGCCAGUAGCAAGGUUCGCACGAAUGAGGAGAGGCGUGCAGUCCUAGGCUGCUACUUUACUACGACCCUUGGAUCGACGUAUAUGAAAUAUGAGGCUGUCCGAUGGAAGCCACACAUGGAGAAAUACAUGGAUCAUCUGUGGGAGGUGUCAGAGGCAGCCAAUGACAGAAUACUGGUUACUCUCAUCCGUAUAUCCGCCAUUGCAGAUGAAAGCACCCAACUCACAACCAGGUCCGAGGAUUCGGAAGCCACUGCAACAAUGUUCCACAUUAAAGCACUGCUGGCAUCAUUACAGCAGGUCAAGAGCACAGUAACAACAGAUAUCUUGCAAAAUCCUCUCGUCAAGCUCCACAUACACAGCACCGAAAUAGUCAUUUACGAACCAGCCAUUUUCCAGCAAACGUCGACGCAACCGUUCAAGCCAUUAGACUUUAAGCGGCGAGAAUACUUGCACGCAUGUAUAGAUUCAUGCAAGAACUUUUUGGACUGCUUCAUGGCUCUGGACGCGGCCGAAUACAUUGGUCUACCAUUUUGGGGUUUGAUUGAAUUCGCGCACUGUACGCAAGCCCUGUACCGUCUCGCCCUGCUCGACGAUCCAGGCUGGGACCGUGCUGCCGCCAGACAAACGGCCGACGUGAUAUACUAUCUUGAAGAGACGGCCAAGCUCUUUGACAGGAUGCACAUUGUGGCCAGAGCCGGCAUGGACGCUUCCGAGGAUGACAUCUUCACAAAGGCUGCAAUGUCCCUAAGGUCGACGAUUCCUGCGUGGGCUGCUACUCUGGAACAAGUAGGCGCCGUCACGGCAACGCAUAACAACAGCAAUCUUACUGCGUCUACCAUGGGGACAAAUCCAGAGGCUGUUGAUCCCAUGUUGAUGGAUUUCACAGACGACUUGUGGCUUGCAGACAUGUUUACCUCGUGGGGAGGUGCACCGGGACUGUAG
Messenger RNA from Pestalotiopsis fici W106-1, 1890 nucleotides. RefSeq lists its product as uncharacterized. The record is from RefSeq and is a predicted model, not a curated record. The coding region runs from base 1 to 1890 and encodes 629 amino acids. Lineage: Eukaryota; Fungi; Ascomycota; Sordariomycetes; Amphisphaeriales; Sporocadaceae. Gene Ontology annotation, cellular component: nucleus. Gene Ontology annotation, molecular function: zinc ion binding; transcription cis-regulatory region binding; DNA-binding transcription factor activity, RNA polymerase II-specific. Gene Ontology annotation, biological process: regulation of DNA-templated transcription. The transcript is spliced from 7 exons.